CACACACACACACCCCAGUACCCCACCAUCCAAUAUCUACUCUCUCUCCCUCUCUCUCUCUCUCAUUCUCUCUCUCUGCAGUUGGGCAGAGCAGAUGGGCUGUCCCUUUUCAGCUCCCUUCUUAUCCCCAAAGCUACUGCCAUUUCUUGCUCUCUAAAACAAUACUCAUUCGAUCAUCCAUCCAUCCAUCCAUCCCCAAUUAGACAACUACCCAACCCAAUCCCACUUGCCUAGCUGACCCUGACCCUGACCUUGACCUGCACUGUGUCUGUAAUUCAAUUUGGUUAUAAUUUCUGUGUUUUUCUUGUUGUUGUGGGUGGGGGGAUGACAAUGGCGUCCAGGAGUAGUAGGAGGCAGCAGAGAUGGAGUCCUCAGCCAUUGACGCCUCUCAUGGAGGGUCCCGACCUGGGAAUGGAGGAUCACGAAGGGACCAGGAAGGAGAGCUCCUGGGAACUCAUCAGGGAGUGGUUCAGAUUACAGAGAAGUAGUAGUUUCCAGCAGCACCAUCCAGGGACUAGCUUUUCUUCUUCUUCUUCAUCAAUGGCGUUGUACGGACCCGCCAAGAGGCAGGAUUUGAGGCUCCUCCUCGGCGUCCUCGGCUGCCCUCUCGCCCCAAUUCCCACCUCCGACAACCCUUUUUCCGAUCUCCACAUCAAGGACAUCCCCCUGGAGACGUCGACAGCUUAUUACAUUAUAAAGCAGUACUUAGCGGCGGCUGGGUGCACGAAGCAGCAGUGCGCCGCCAAGAACAUGUACUCGUCGGGGACGGUGAAGCUCAUACGGUGCGAGACGGAGAUUUCGACAGGGAAGAGCGUCAGGACCAUGGGGUCCCGGAGUGGCGAGAGCGGCUGCUUCGUGCUCUGGCAGAUGUCGCCCCGAAUGUGGUCCCUCGAGCUCGCCGUCGCCGGCAACAAAGUCGUCGCCGGAAGCGACGGCAAGAUUGUCUGGCGGCACACUCCCUGGCUCGGCACCCACGCUGCCAAAGGCCCCCAACGCCCCCUCCGCCGCAUCAUCCAGGGGCUGGAUCCUCGGAGCACGGCGAGCCUAUUCGCCAAGGCUCAGUGCCUGGGCGAGAAGCGGAUCGGAGACGACGACUGCUUCGUGCUGAAAGUGGCGGCGGACCGGGCGGCGGUGAUGGAGAGGAACGAAGGUCCGGCGGAGGUGAUCCGGCACGUGCUGUACGGAUACUUCAGCCAGAAGAGUGGUCUCCUGAUCUACAUGGAGGACUCCCACCUCACCAGAGUCCACUCCUCCUCGCCGGAAAACGACACCGUUUACUGGGAAACCACCAUCGGGAGCAGCAUCGGAGACUACAGGGACGUCGACGGCGUCAUGAUCGCCCACCAGGGGAGGACGGUGGCCACUGUUUUCCGAUUCGGGGAGACGUCGAUGCAGCACUCGAGGACCAGAAUGGAAGAGCUAUGGACCAUACACGACGUCGUUUUCAACGUCCCGGGCCUCUCCGGCGACUCCUUCAUCCCUCCGGCCGACAUAUUCGACACUACGGCGACUGUGUCUCCCUAACCAAACCCUCCUUUAAUUACCUCUAAUUAAUCAAUAAUUGUCUUCUUCAAUUUAUUUUUUAUUUACGUCUAUAAAAUUAGAUCUUCAUUGUACAACGUCGUAUCCUUCCUACACAAAAACACACUCGCCUGUACAUAUAUUAUAUCACUAUUUUUGUUUUCUUGUUUAA
This is a messenger RNA of Andrographis paniculata, 1693 nucleotides long. RefSeq lists its product as uncharacterized. The coding region runs from base 325 to 1524 and encodes 399 amino acids. NCBI's taxonomy places the organism in Eukaryota, Viridiplantae, Streptophyta, Magnoliopsida, Lamiales, Acanthaceae. The transcript has 3 exons. The record is from RefSeq and is a predicted model, not a curated record.